This is a messenger RNA of Morone saxatilis (striped sea-bass), 3404 nucleotides long. RefSeq names its product E3 ubiquitin-protein ligase ZFP91-like. The record is from RefSeq and is a predicted model, not a curated record. The transcript has 12 exons. Gene Ontology annotation, molecular function: transcription coregulator activity. Gene Ontology annotation, cellular component: nucleus. Bases 323 to 2314 code for a protein of 663 amino acids. Gene Ontology annotation, biological process: regulation of transcription by RNA polymerase II. NCBI's taxonomy places the organism in Eukaryota, Metazoa, Chordata, Actinopteri, Moronidae.
GGUACUGCUCUUGCUCUUAAAGGAGACGCAUCCCUAACAGGCCUCGUCUCUGCCAAAGAAAUAUGAGGUUUGCUAUAGCUUUAAGAAGUAAUUAAUGCUGAAUGUUUGUAAAAUUGUAUUAACCACACAACGUAACUUUUUUUUAUUAAUAAGCUAGUUAAUGAAAUGUUUGCGUGGUGACGGUACAUUUACUCUUGGACCGAGCUAACAAAACUUGGUCCCACCAGGGCCUUCUACGUUACGUUGGUUUUAAAUUCGCUAUGUUCAUAACUAACUAAAAAACACGGGUCUAUAAGGGUCAUAACAGUUAAAUAAGGGCGAUAUGGACGCGGAGGAAGACGAGGUUUCCGGUAUUCGUCCGGGGAUUGAGACAACCGGAGACUCAACGGAGGCCGCAAAAGCAUCCCCGGACUCGACUGAAGCGUCUAGCCGGAGAAGGGGAAGUAGAAGGGGCUCGAAACCCGCAGUGACCUCCGCGGACUCCGGUAACUGUCAGUCUGGCACUGAAGGUCCUGUGCGUGUUUUGCGAGCUAGGGGAGCUGGAGCUGGAGCUGGCACGACUAGCGAGUCAAUGGAUGCUACUUGCAAGAAAAAACCUACAAGUCUGCACCGUGGACGUGGGAGACCCGCAGGAUCACGCACCAAAAACACGCCCGUCAUGCAACCUACAAUAAAGAAGUCCACAGCCAAAAAAGCAUCCAAACAUGGACCAAAGCUGUCCAAAUCUAGAAAGGGCAAAGGGAGAACUCCAACCCGAGCCUCUCGCACCACACCAGCAACAACGUGCAAGCCUGAAGCAGAGAUGGAGGCUUCAUUAUGUGAAGAGGGAACAGGUGCUUUGAAAGGAAGCAAUAACAACGUUGCAGAUUCAGACGCGGCUUACGACGAGGACCCUCCAUUCAGAGAUGACCCAAAUGACCUCAUCUAUAAACCCGAGACAAAGACGGAAAAAUGCAGGCGCCGUAGAACAUUGCAACAAAAGGAGGUGAAAAAAGAGGAGUCAGAGAAGGAGGAAGAAGGAAAUUCUGUUAAAGAAGAAUCAGCCAAGGUUGGGGUGUGUCGAGAAGAUGGAGCAGGUGAUAACACAGAGCUACAAAGAAAGAGAGGUAGACAACAAAAGGAUGACAAAGCCCCUCGUCUGCCAAAACGAAGGAAAAAGCCCCCAGUGCAGUACGUCCGCUGUGAAAUCGAGGGCUGUGGUACCGUCUUGGCCCACCCACGCUACUUACAGCACCAUAUAAAAUACCAGCACUUGCUCAAAAAGAAGUACGUGUGUGAUCACCCAUCGUGUGGGCGCUUGUUUCGUCUUCAGAAGCAGCUGUUGCGUCAUGCUAAACACCAUACAGAUCAAAGGGACUACAUCUGUGAGUAUUGUGCUCGAGCCUUUAAGAGCUCCCACAACCUGGCUGUGCAUAGGAUGAUUCACACAGGAGAGAAGCCAAUACAGUGCGAGAUCUGCGGCUUCACCUGUCGUCAGAAGGCCUCCUUAAACUGGCACAUGAAGAAGCAUGAUGCAGAAGCCUCCUACCAGUUCUCUUGCUCCAUUUGCAACAAAAAGUUUGAGAAAAAGGACUCAGUCGUUGCCCACAAGGCCAAGAGCCACCCCGAGGUGCUCAUAGCUGAAGCACUUGCAGCUAAUGGGGGCUCAGUAAUAAGCACUCCCAUCCCGGUCCCAGAGACUGUCCCAGAGAAUGUCCCAGAGACUGUCCCAGUGCCGCCCCAGCCUGACCAACCCUCUGUAAGCCAGGGGAGCCAGGAAGCGGCGAGUGGUACGCUCACUCCACUGCAGCAGGUGGUGCUGCCGCUCGCUUCACAGACGCAGAGCGAUGUAUCUCAGGGCCAGUUCCUCCAACUCCCCACGCAUCAUGUGGUGCAGGUGACCCAUCAGCAGCAAGUCCCCACCUUGCUGCACCUCACCACCGCUGCUCCUGCUCACCUUUCCAACACCAGCCACCCUCAGCUCAUCCAGUUCUCCACACUUCCUGCCUGCACUGUCCCAUCCAUGUCCGUCGCAGACCCCCAGACCACCCUCCUCACCCUGAGCUCUGUCACCACUCUGGCCUCCCCAGCCUCCCUGGCUUCCCAGCAGGCCGUGCAGUGGUCCAGGGAUGCUCACGAGGAUGCACAGCUGCCUGGGGAAGGGGAGCUGUGGGAGAGGGUGGUGGUGGGUGGCGGCCAUCAGGAUGUAGGGGGAAUGAUGUGGGAGGGCAUUGGGGACAGGAGGAAAGAAGAUGAGGGGAUUGUUUGGGAGAGGGAAGGAGAGAGACAGAUUCUGCUACAGUGUGCUGAGGUUCAUGGAGAUGGUUUAAUCUAGAUAGAACCACUAAAUGAGCUGAACGGGAUCUUUUAUGGUCAGUAAUCUGAAGGAGUAGAAGUUUUGGUUCUAGAAAGGAACAAAAGACUGAAGGACCUGUCAAAAGUUGAUAAGCUGACAAAAAUAUAUAAAAUAGACAUUAUGAGUGUAACACAGUAGUCAUAUAUAGUACAUAGCUGCACAGAGCUACUUUACAUCAGGGAGUAUGAUUUAUAAUAUAGAUUACAGACACCUCUUUUACCACUUAGUGAAUAUUUUGUAACUUUCUGCUUUUGUCACCUUGUGUUUGUAUAUAUGUGUGUGUAUGUUUUUAAUUUUUUUUUUUUUUUUUUAGAUUUAAAAAGACUGAAAGAUGAUUGUGCAUAUUGUACAGGGAAGUCUAAAAUUACAUUUUGUCCCCGUAGUAAUCCUGUUGUGUUUAUAUGCAGUUUUUUAGUAACAGUAUCAUUGACAUAAUUGGGUUUCAGUUACGUGAAAGUUGCAGAAAAAAAUGUAUGUGAGCAACAACUACAACCAAAUGAGGUUUGAAAGUUUUUUAGUCUGGCCUUUAGACAAAUCCAAAUGGUUUUGCUUUCAUUUGGGGUUUUAGCAAAAAAGAAAUCAAAGACAAAAUCUAAAAUAAGUAAGAUAAAAAAGGAUUUUUGAAAUCCUUCGAGAAAGGUUAGAUUGUUUCUUUACACAGUGAGGUAGUGGAGCUUUUAUACAGCUGACAUUUGGUCUUGCCCUUGCAGGAAAAGCACAGGUGUUAUUAUUUCUAACAUGGCUCCGUUCUAUUCAAGUGUCCCAGUAAGUCAUGACAGUGUGACAGUGAACGAGCAUGAACGAAACCAGGACCAUGAUUUCCUACUGUGAUAACAUGUCAGAUUGUCUUGUAAAAAAAAAGGCCUUCCUCGUUUGAUAGUGGUGGCAGUAGUGUCACUUGGCUUCCAAAUUGUACUCCAUGCCGCUUUAUUUAAUUACAGAUUCUUGCUUUAAUAUUUUUUCACAGUUAAGACUAUGCAGGCAGCAGUAUUAUGAUUGAAGUGUUUUUUUGUCAGAAAUUUGUUUUAAAGCAAUCUUGGACAAUAAAAUAUACCUCUGUACACUGCCA